This is a messenger RNA of Python bivittatus (Burmese python), 4160 nucleotides long. NCBI's taxonomy places the organism in Eukaryota, Metazoa, Chordata, Lepidosauria, Squamata, Pythonidae. The record is from RefSeq and is a predicted model, not a curated record.
CACAACCAGCAUAAUGUUGGUACUCCAAAUUCUUGACCAGAAGUGUGCAGAAUGGCGCAGGGGGAAGUUAACCUAGACCAUGAUAUACCAUUCCUGAUCCUUCCUCCAUAUUGGGCCAAAGCCAUUGUGGGAUUUCUUUCGAUUAUCUGCUUUGUGAACAGCUACGAUGGAGAUUUUGUCUUUGAUGACUCUGAAGCUAUAAUCAACAAUAAGGACCUCAGGGCCGAUACUCCACUUGGUGAUCUGUGGCAUCAUGAUUUUUGGGGGAGUAAACUCAGUAGCAAUACAAGCCACAAAUCUUACCGACCACUUACUGUAUUAACUUUCAGGAUUAAUUACCUUUUAGCUGGAGGCUUCCACCCAUUGGGCUUUCAUAUCAUCAAUAUAAUACUCCAUUGUAUUAUUUCUGUCUUAAUUGUUGAUGUCUUCUCAAUAUUAUUGGGUGGGCUGCAAUACACCAAUAAAGGAAGAAGGCUAAACUUUGUCCCCAAAUCAUCCCUCCUAGCUGCUUUGCUGUUUGCUGUACAUCCUGUGCACACUGAAUGUAUUGCAGGGAUCGUUGGGAGAGCUGACCUGUUGUGUGCCCUAUUCUUUUUGUUGUCUUUUCUUGGCUACUGCAAAGCAUUUAAAGAGAAUAAAGAAGGAUCCCAAUUUUCUACUACUUGGGUUUUGCUGAGUGUUCUCCUUGGCACUAUGGCUAUGCUGUGCAAAGAACAAGGAGUUACAAUACUGGGUUUAAAUGCUCUGUUUGAUGCUGUCGUGAUCAACAGGCUUAAUAUUUUGGAAGUUAUUUUGAAGAUACUUCAUAAAGACAAGUCAGUAGAGAGCCUAGUGGUGUUUAGAAAAGGACUUCUUUUCAGAAUGACUCUUUUGUUAUCUGGAGGAGCCACCAUUCUAUAUGCCCGCUGGCAAAUUAUGGGCACAGGGCCACCAGCAUUUACAGAAGUGGAUAACCCAGCUUCGUUUGCAGCCAGUCCAUUUGUAAGGGCUGUAAAUUAUAAUUACUACUAUUCGUUGAAUGCUUGGCUGCUGCUGUGUCCCUGGUGGCUGUGUUUUGAUUGGUCAAUGGGCUGCGUGCCCCUUAUUAAAUCAGUCGGUGACUGGAGAAUAAUUGCCCUGGUGCUUCUUUGGCUCUGCCUGAUUGUGUUGGCGUGCCAAGCUUUGGGCUCGAAAGACAGCCAGAAGAGAAGAAUUCUUACCCUGGGACUGGGAUUUCUCAUCAUUCCUUUUCUUCCUGCAAGUAACCUAUUCUUUAGAGUUGGGUUUGUCAUUGCAGAGAGAGUCACCUAUCUCCCCAGUAUUGGCUACUGCAUUUUGAUUACCUAUGGAUUCUGUCUGUUGUGUAAACAAGCUAAGAAAAAGAAAUGGCUGGUUGCUGCCCUGCUGGGUCUCCUACUGAUCAACAUGUGGCGUUGCAUCCUCCGGAGUAACCAAUGGAGAUCUGAGGAGCGGCUUUUUAGAAGUGCUUUGUCCGUUUGUCCACUGAAUGCCAAAGUCCAUUAUAAUGUUGGCAAAAACUUAGCUGAUAAUGGCAAUCAAAGUGCUGCAAUCAGCUAUUACAGAGAAGCUGUAAGAUUGAAUCCUAAAUACGUACAUGCUAUGAACAACUUGGGAAAUAUCUUGAAAGAAAAGAAUGAACUUCAUGAAGCUGAAGAGCUUCUCUCACUAGCUGUUCAAAUACAGCCUGAUUUUGCAGCAGCAUGGAUGAAUUUAGGGAUAGUGCAGAAUAGCUUAAGAAGGUAUGAAGAAGCAGAGGAAAGCUACUGGACUGCAAUUAGACACAGGAAAAAAUACCCAGAUUGUUACUAUAAUUUAGGACGCUUAUACGCUGAUCUAAAUCGCCACAUAGAUGCAUUGAAUGCAUGGAGGAAUGCCACGGUGUUGAAACCACAACAUAGUUUGGCUUGGAACAACAUGAUUAUAUUGCUCGACAAUACAGGGAACUUGGCACAAGCAGAAGCUGUUGGAAGGGAAGCUUUGGAGUUAAUACCGAAUGAUCAUUCUCUUAUGUUUUCGCUGGCAAAUGUACUAGGAAAAUCACAGAAAUAUAAGGAAUCUGAAGCUUUGUUCCACAAGGCAAUUAAAGCCAAUCCAACGGCCGCCAGUUACCAUGGUAAUUUGGCUGUGCUGUACCAUCGCUGGGGAAAUUUUGACUUAGCCAAGAAACACUAUGAAGUCUCUCUGAAGCUUGACCCCACGGCAGCUGGGACCAGGGAAAACUAUAGUCUUUUAAAAAAGAAACUGGACCAACUGCAAAAAAAGGGUGAUGUCUGAGGUUUCUUCUCAGGCUCUGAAUGCAGAUUGCACACCAUUUAUGGGUAACGUGGCUACUGAUCGCCAGGGAGAAGCAUUGUCACCCAGGAAUACAGAACACAACAACAUUGGGCAUUCAAAAGUUUCUUGAAAUUUAGCAUCAGAAGUAUUUCAAAAGAAAAAAAAAAAGGCCUAGUUUAGAACAUUUUAUUUAGAAGAUUAAAAGGGCUUGCUUCUCCUUUUCAGUUUUUUUUUUUGAACCAGUGAUGAAAUCUGUUGAAUAUUUAUACUGAUAUCCAAAGCAAUUGCACUGGUAAAGGCCACGUUAAAAUGAAGAGUUGACAUAUUCUUCAGCAGAGCGUAUGAACAGAGAACUGUACCAUUCAGAAAUGGAAAUGGAUGGUAACUUUCGCUUUCAAUAGGAAUUCCAGUGCAGUACUGGUAUGAAAUGUGACCUUGUAAUAAGGACAAUAUCUUGAACAGGGAAAAUUGAUUUGUACAUUUAUGAAGAGAUUGUUUGCUUCAGUAACAUGGAAGUUGAAGCUGUUUUUAUCUGACCAGGCUUUAAUUGCUGUCCACGUAUUGUAAAUAUAUCUGCUGAAAAUGAGAUAUGGUAGGUCCAGAUUUUUCCACUGCAAGAAAACUUUGAAUUUAUACUGCUUCUAGGUUCAGAAUCAAUCUGUGCUUGAUAUCACAUAGGUUAAAGUCACCGUUUGACUGGGUUACAAAGGAGAACUGGCUAUUGAAGUUGGAAAGUUGCGCGUGCCUGGAAGGUUACGUAGAGUCUUUCAACCCUUCAGCUGGGCAGCGAUCAUUACAACUUCAGACAAAGGGGCUUUUUACUCCGGUUUUGAUCUGUUGGUGGCUGUUUUUGUGACCCUGUGAACGGCUUAAAUCCAUACAAUUUCUUGAUGAGUCUUCAAGUUUGCAUUUCCUUUGGUGAUCAUAGCAGAAUGAAAUUUGGGGGGCUUUAAUAGUUCUAUGAGGAAACAGAGGUCCUGCAUAGAUGCUGUAAAAUCCUUCACGUGGAGCACUUCAAGGAUACAGCUAAGCAGAGGAAAUAGUAUCAAUGCAUAAUCUGGAACAGAGUAAUCUAAAAUAAAGGAUAUGGUUGCAAUUGUUAACCAUUUUAUCUGUAUAGAAAGUGUGGGUCAGAAUGAUACCCUGCUAAAAACACACUGAGAGGUCAUCUGUUAGUAUUAUUUCUAGCUUUCUCUAGUAACUUAAGGAUUAUGAAAUAGUUUGUUCUUCCAUGUACAUAUUUAUUCUUGGUGGAGUCUGUAUUUUUCUGUGUUGAAGACAAAGAAAAGGAUAUGCACCAAGCCAGGAACAUGAAAAAGAAAUACAUAUGAUGCACAUAUACUUUAUUCUAGAAUCUUAGUAGGACCUCUGUGGGAGGAGCUUUAAAGUAUCCUUUAGCGUCACAACUUCUGUAUUAGAGAUUCAGUACACUUUAUUAACAAAUUCAGAUAGAUAGACUCUAUUCUACAUUGCGCCAUUUUUGGCCACCAUGGAUAUUUCUUCUUUAGAUACUAAUAUUCCAUCAGACAAGGUACUUAUAGGGAAUACCUUAAAUAUCUAGAAAGCCCACAUUGUCAUAUUCAUUUUAUUAUAGAAGUAGUAGGAAUUGGGGGCUAAGAUUCUGGAAUAAAGUAUGUGUGUACCAUACCAGUAUUCAUUUCGUUUUCCAAUAUUGAAGACAAAGUCAAAUGCUGCCUUUCUUCCUGCUGAAACGUAUAUCUCAAGACAGAUGUUGCAUCAGAUCCAUGCUUAUUCAAUAAUAAGAGCAGUUUUCUGAAAAUGAAAACCUCUGUAUUUUAUUAAAAAAAAAAAUUGCAAUGCAUGUAGUUUGGUACAGUCAGUUUUGAGAGUGCCAUAAUGUUAUAAUUUUGUUUUUCAUCUUUAAA